Messenger RNA from Symbiodinium natans, 8289 nucleotides. Lineage: Eukaryota; Dinophyceae; Suessiales; Symbiodiniaceae. The record is from the annotation of a GenBank genome assembly.
AUGGGCGUGCUACUGCCUGCUGGGCUUUUCCGGUGGCUCUUCUGGCUCCUCUGCUUGCUCUUCACAGCGCAGGGAGAGCCUCUGACUGGCUCCCCCCGGAGUUGCGUGGCUGGCGAGCUUUGUGUCCUCACUGGCAUUGCAGGCACCGGGCUAUCAGAUGGGGACCUCGUCGCGAUGAUGAGUGUGUGCGGCACUGGGACUCCGUUGAGUGGAGCUCCUGGAGCAUUCGGAGAGACGCUGCCCGGCACCAUGGGCGGCACACAGUUCAUGUGGCCCGGUGUGCUCCAUGUCGAUGGGGGUGAGUACCGGCUUUGCUGGUGCAGCGUCGUCAACAGCUGCACCAACCCGGCAGAGUUCAACAUAGAUAUCGGCGCCCUGAUCGUCACAGGGCCCGUCUCUGGCCUAGCUGCGACCUGCGUUAGUGGCCGCCGGUGCGCGAUCGCGGACAUCAGUGGUGUUUACCUUCAGGAUGGCGACUCGGUGAUGGUGCUGACGGCCUGCGGUGGGGGUCUGCCCAUCGACGGCUUCCCAAACGGGGCAAGGACCACAACUGGUGCCAUCCAGGGCCGGGAGCACAGCUGGGGGGAGGCAAAGAUCUUCCCCGUGGGCGGGGACUACGUGCUGUGCUGGUGCGCAAAAGGAGCCACCUGCCUGCAGGCAUCCGACCACCGCAAGCAGCUGGGCCUCCUGCGGGUGCCAGGGCCCGCAGGGCAGUUUGUGAAGGUGUGCAGCACCUUCGAGGCCUGCACCUGGACCGGCUUUACGGGCACUGACCUACAGGAUGGAGACCGGAUCAUGCUGCUUAAGACUUGUGGCGAGGGCCCGGCAGUUUCAGGCUUCCCCAAUGCCGGCAUCGCCUUGGCCAGUGGAGGUGGUGGAGACUACACGUUCGGCAGCACCGACAACAUCAUCCGCGCUGGUGGUGCUGAGUAUGCUAUGUGCUGGUGCCAGGUGGAUGCCGAGCAUGUUUGCUCUGGCCCCGCGAAUUUCGUCACAAACGCUGGCCUUCUGAUCGUGUCCGGCGCGGCCAACGAUCACGACAUCGCCUGUGUUCAGGGCUUCCCCUGCAAGCUGAUGGGCUUCCGAGGAAUUGGCCUCACAGACGGAGACAAGAUCAAGGUCCUUUUCGAGUGCGGCACUGGGAUGAUUCCCAGUAACUGGCCCAAUUCAGCGGUGGCUGUGGCCUCCGAUGGUGGUGCCUCCUAUCUCACAUGGCAGGCGGACCCGCUGCAAGUUCAGUAUGGUAACUACCGGAUUUGCUGGUGCAAGAACGGCUGGACCUGUCCAGACAGUACGGCUGAUGGCUUCGUCAUGGAUGCUGGUGCUCUGCGCGUUGUCGGCAUUAAUCCGGGCCAGGAGAAGUCUUGCCACUCCCAAGCUCCCUGCAAAAUCGAGGGCCUUGUGGGCAACAAUCUUAGAAGUGGCGAUCUCAUGAAGAUCCUCACAGCUUGUGGCACUGGUCAGGAGGUGGACGGCUUUCCGAACAAUGGUACUUCCCUGCCCGCCACGAGCUCUGGGACGACGUUUUCGUGGGGUGUCGUGGACACGGUUCAGGCGGCCGUGGGUACCUACAGAAUGUGCUGGUGCCCUUUUGGCAACGCCGAUGGCUGCAGUGACGCCACGCACUUCGUGUCUGAGGCUGGCUUGCUGACGAUCCGUGGGCCACAGACGCUGGGCUUCAACGCCACUUGCGUCGCGAAUCAGCAGCCAAGCUGUGUGAUCGGCCCCAUUGAGGGAGGCAUCGGCCUGAGCUACGGCAGCGAUCGGGUGAUCCUGGUGAGCUCUGAUGGCACUUGUGGUGCGACUGCUGCUGAUCCUGCAGUCGCGGGCGGAACGGCUGGGAAGCAGGUGGGCGUGGACAAGUUUCUUCAGUUUAUGCCUGAGGAGCUUCCCUAUGGAGGCUCUUGGAAGUUGUGCUACUGCGCAGGCUUCGACUCCCCCUUGGACCAGGAGACCCAGAACUGCCAGUCCGAAGAGGACUUUACGGCAACGGCUGGGUACCUGACCGUUGCGGGAGCCUUCCCAGGGCAAGUCAUCAAUUGCACGCGAAACGAGGCCUGUGCCUUCAACCUGCCAGGCUACGGCCUCAACAGUGGGGUGCACAGGAUCGCCAUCCGUGACGAGAGCAGUGGCAGUUGCGGCGACUUCUUGACCAUCGACACGGCCACGAGACGCCGGCGGGACGUCGCAGCCAACCCGUACAUUCCGACGGGCGUAACGCAAGAUGGAGACCUGGCUUUCGCAAUCGAUCCCAUUCAGGCUCUGGACGCCUUUGUGAUUUGCUUCUGCGUGCCCUCGCCAGGGGGUGGCCUCUGCAGCAGCACAAGCCUGUCCACCUACCAUCAGACAAUUGGUGUUCUGGACGUCCGCGGCGCCACGCCCAAUCAGCAGUUCAGCUGCGGAAGGGGCGGGCGGUGCACCCUGGAAAUCACCGGCCGUGGAUUAGGCGUCUCGGACCGGGUGAAGAUCGUGAACUCCACGACGCCCUGCUCGGGGGAGCCUGAAGAGACAGGGUUCUUCAAGUCCUUGCUCCUCGCAGACCCUGUGCCUGCCACAUCAGACACUUUGGCCAGGUUCUCCCUGGGGCAAGUCACGGCCGGAGGCAUCUUCAAGGUCUGCUACUGUGCCAACCUUGACUCCUGCAACUCUUUGGAGGCCUUCAACCACCAAGCCGGCGAACUGGAGAUCAUGGACCCCCUGUCCGAUGUGGUGUUCGAGUCCGCGACCGUGGCAUCUCUCACAGUUCAGGUCCAGUCGAGCUUGGAUAGCACCUCCUCCUACAUCCGCUGUGCCAUCUCGGAGUACGAGCCCUCCUACCUCCCGAACGGCGCCGACAUCGCCAAUGGCCUCAGCCCGAUCGGCCUUGGCCAGGGGCAGGCCACGACACCUACACAGCCAGGUGCCAACAAGGUCGAGAUGUUCUUCAAGACCUUCGUCAAGCCUCUGCAGCAGUACCGUGUCUGGUGCGUGGAGGGAUCCGCGCUGUCCUUCAUCCUUCCCCAGACGCCUGGCGGCCUCCUCAUCUACACGCCCGCAAGCGUCGAGGCUCCGAGGUUGCAGGUCUUCCCAAGCUUCCUCUGGCCUCAGGCCUCCUUCUAUGCGGAGCUGUACAAUGUCGAUUCCGGGGUCAUCGCUAGUGGUCGGCGGCUGGCAACCACCGACGUGCGUGUUCAAACGAGUGCCAGCCCCUUCAUGUGCAAUAGCAUGACCUACGACGCGGCCAUCGCGACACAGGUCGUGGACCCUGGCACCGCUGGGCAGAACGAUGCCCGGAUACGUUCCAUCCAGACGCUGGAGGCCUCAGCGGUCCGCCGGUACCUUUGCUUCUUUGCCGAGCCCCGUGCCACUGGCAUCGCGCUGGUGGGGGAUGACCGGCUGGUGGUCCAGUCACAGGUCCCAGGAUUCACUGUGCAGCGCCUGGAUGGCCUGGUACUUCAACGGUUCUAUCGUGGGCUCCUGCUGCGCGUGAACCUCGAGAAUGCCGGCUCCUCUGAUGGUCUUCUCCACUGGGCGACGCAGGCAGACUUCGACGCCACGGGCUGUGCCACAGCAAGCCGUGCACCGCCUGUGGCACAGGGUGCGUCUCAGGGUCAGACCGGCUACUUCACAACUCAGGCCUCUGCUGGGUUCUAUGCCCUUUGCUUCCUCGGGGUGGUCUCUGAAAGUGGCACGAAUGCGCCCAUGAACAGCAUCGGCUCCUUUGAGCUGGCGACGGUCAUCAGCAGCGUCGGCCCUGCCACAGACCCGCCUUCAAGCCGAAGCCUCUUGCGGCUGAAGCUGGAGGUGCGAAUGCCAGGCACCGUCACUUGCAUCGCCAGGAAGCAGGAGGGAACAGUGGUGCCGGGCGACUUCAGCACAGGAAUCCUCUACGAAGGCCGUGGCUCGAUAGUGAUUCCGGCAGUCCUUCCUGGCAUGGAUCCCGAGUUCCCCCGGGAGUUCACCUUGGAAGUUCCCCUGGUGGAGUACCAGCGAGACACCUCGUCCUUGAGGGUCUGGUGCCUGCAUUCCCUGGCAGAGUCCGCGCCCUUUCCCGACAGCUCCCAAGGUUCCGAGAUCCAGCUGCUGGCCCAGGACAUAUCUGUGACGCCCGAGCCUGCCUUCCUUUGGACGGGCGCCAGCUUUCGGCUCGCCCUGGCAAACACCCCGGCGGUGUCGGGGAAGCUCCUGGCUUUGCACAGCCCAGCUUUGCCCUUCGGCUGGCGCUCCGAGGUGGCGGUCGUGGACGGGCUGAAGACCCUCCGCUACGUCGCCCCCAGUGGCAACAGCCAGCUCGAGCAUCCCCGUUACUUGGAGUGGCUCGAUGGAGUGGCAGGGGUGGACCUGUGCCUUGGCGCCAACGCCUCCGCGGCGAAGCCGGUGGACGCCCAGUCCUUCACGGAGACCUCCGAGUGGUUUGCGGCGGACGCGGAAGGCAGCUUCGUGUGCUUCUGGGCGGCGCCCACCGGCUUCCCGCACUUCGCAGGAAAGCUGGCGAUCCGUGCCCAGCCCCCGGAACGCCUCUUGCAGGUGGUGGGGCAGUUCCAGUCCUUCGUCUACCGUGGCGCGGCCCUGACGCUGCAGUUGAGGCACGGCUCCGACACGGGCGGCCGGCUUUUAGUGCUCAAGAAGGAGAUCUUCAACAGCUUCGGGGGCCACUGCCAGGACAUGACGGCCCUGAGGAGGCUGAGCACGGAGAGUCCUCAGAAUCUGAGCAACGAGACCUGGACCUGGCCCCGGGUCCGGGCCCUUCAGGUGGAUCCCAUCGCCUCCUCGGAGAACUGCACCAGCACGCCGCGGAAGACGACCGACCUGAAGUUGGUGGAUGCGAAUACGGUCUUCCCCACGGCCGUGUGGGGCGUCCCGGGCACGGCGGGCUCCAACUGCAGCAGGGACUACCGGAUCUACUGGUCCCCGGAUCUGGAGAUGACGGCCAUCCUGGGAGACAAGGCGAGCGGCCGCUACCUGCUGGUCACCUCCAACUCCAGCGUCCUGACGUUCUUCGUGCCGAAAAUCCGGCUGUUGAGCGUCAGCAACGAGCUGCCUCAGAGCAAUGAAGUGGUGGUGCACAGGGACUUCACCACCAUCGAUGCCAGCUUGGCCCAGCACUUUGUGGCCUCAACGGCCGACUGCUCUGCCAAGAUCUUGCUCGAUCCGGCGAGCCCGAUGUAUGAGGAAGGGGCUGAAAACCUGCCCAUUUCGCAGUACCUCCAAGCAGCGCUUUACCUGGAAGGCUUCAACUUUCAGGCCGUCGCGUACAUGCCGGACGUCAGCUCCGUGAUUUCGGGGGAGGCCGUGUGCGGCGUGCUUCAGCCACCCGCGCCGCCUCCGCCGCGGAUGGAGACCGCCUUCGACAUCGACAAGCCGGGACUUGGACGGACGGUCACAAAUGGCCAGGUCUUUGUUCCGGCCAUUGCCAACGGCACUGGUAGCUUCCUGCAUACGGAGCCUUUGGGCGAGUACGUUGCGUGCUACGCCGGUGACGAGCAGGACGCCACCCCCAUCUUCAACCCCAUCGGGGAUGUCUUUCCGUCGAUCGAUGUGCUGACCAACCUCUUUGCAGCUGAGACCCAGGUGUCCACCUCGCUGGCCGCCUACCUCAACGUCACCUCGCAGAUCCGGGGCAUCGUCCGCUGCGUGGCCCUCCUAACCAAGCUGAAUGCCCCGCAGGAGCCCCAAGCGGUCUUCGUGCCCGAUCAGGACUCCUCGAGCUACGUGGGCGCAUCUGAUCUGAUCCAGUUCGACUUGCCAGGAAGCCACCAGCUCAUUGAAAUGCAGCUCCAGCAAAGUAAAGUCGGGUUCCUGGCACCCGCUCUUCAGUUCCCUGGCGCUGCGCCCAGCCUCUUCGUUUGGUGCGGCCAUGAUGGCUCCACUGUGGUGUACCCUUCAAGCACAACACCCAUCCAACUAGACAUCCAGGCAAGACAGCCGCCACCCUUCAUCUACAAGCAGUUCAAUGCCAGCAUCACAUCUGUGGCCCUCACCCUGCAGUUGGAGUUCUCACCCCUGGUGGCAGAGUUCUCGGAGCUCGAUUUCCCCAGGAAUUACUACGACCAAGCGGAGUUUCGGGCACGACCCUCCUUACCAGCCGGGCUGAGUAUCGAUGUGAACACCGGCGAGAUAUCCGGCAUCCCGAUCCUGGCAGGGCUCUUCUAUCGGACUAUCGUCGCCAUCUCCCGCAACCCACCUCGUGCCAGCGCGAGCUUUGACCUCGAGAUUCAGGUCAAGGAUGUCCUGGGACUGCGAUUUACAAGUGCUAGUGCCGACAAUAUGCUCCUGAGCAUCCAGCCGCGAUCGACCAACAUCUUUCGGCCACAGAAGGCCUUCCUCCUGGCCCGGAGGAGGACGUCACCGUUUACGGAUACACCCGAUGAGUUCUUCUGCAUCAACGCCUUGCGAGAUAUCCCCUUCCGGAACAUUUCCGAAACCGAGUGUUCCAUCCAAGACGAGGUCUGCUGCUGUGCCAGCUACAUCCUCCUCCACAUGCCCGUGCAGGACAUUCGGAUACGGACCGCCGACUGCGGCUUCGAAGCGACGGAGCGUUACCACAUCGCUGGGCUCACGGAGGGCUUGCUGCAGACCAGCGACGGCGUCCUCCGCCCUGCGCGGCUGCACUCCUCGCUCAAGGCCUAUGCCACCAUGCCGCCCGAGGUCACUGCGCAGGACAAAAAGCCCGUGCGGUUCGACCUGGUGGUGCUGAUGCCCUUUGCGGAGUACUCGGCCCAGAAGGAGAACUUUGACAAGGAGCUGAUCCGGGAGCUCUCCGAGGCCGUCUUCAUCCCCGAGGACCUCGUGGACAUCUUGGACGUGAAGGAGGAGCGAGCGGGCGCCAUUGAGUUUACCAUGAGCUUCUCGGUGGAGCCGCGCUGCCUCCAAGAGUUGGGCCCUGAGGUGGACUUGCUGUCCUUCGGCAUCGACACCAAGGAAGGCUGCAACCUCGUGGCCCCCGUCGAGUACAUGAACGAGCUCAAGACGCAGCUCUCCAACCCGGACUCCGCUUUGUUCUACCAGAGCGACCUGGUGAUGUUGAACAAGGUGGUUUCCGAGAGGUCAUUUGGCUUCUCCCAGCAGUUUUUCUGCAGCAAGGAGCCCUUCUGGCAGUUUGCCGCCGUGGUGCUCACAGAGAGCGACUGCCCCUUCGAUUUGGUGAAGCUCGGCGGCUUUGCGCUGGUGGGCGGCACCGUGGCUGUGACGCUGCUCCUCGCCGGGGUGGCCCGCCUGGCGCGCGAGUGUGGCGGCUGCAUCCGCCUCGCCAAGGUCCGGCUUUUCGACGUCCUCACGCCCUUGAUGGGCCUUUACACCACAACCGCAGACUAUGCCUGGCUGAUCUACUUGCAGGCCGAGAAUGCGCACCCCCUGCAUGGGACGCUCUUCCUGGGUGGCCUGUGCACACUGCUGCUUUGUUUCGUCGUAAAUGCUGCCGCGCUUCGGAUGACCAUCACCACGUACAUCAUCGACACGCCAUGGUGGCGCAAGAAUCGGAAAAGGCUUCGGCUCAUUCUGCUGCUUUCGGUACUUUCGCCCCGCUUCUUCCGCAUCACGUAUUCACACAUCGGCUCCAUCGACCGCACCCACAUCCACUUCGGCACUCCGUCGAAGAUGGCGGUCGUGUUCGCCAAGCUGGGCCUGGCAACCUUGCUCCAGGACAUUCCGCUGCUCCUGGUCCAGCUUUAUGUUUGGCUCAUCUGGCGCAACCUCGCGCCCAAGGUGAGCCUUCUUUGCUUCGUGCUGAAAGCACAGAGCCUCUUCACCACCGUCCUGCACCACGCCUUCUCGCGCUCGCAGCGCGCGGCGUACGAGCGGGUCGUAAAGCUGCUGGGCCUGCGCCGGCUCACCGCGGGCUUCUUCGAUGUCAGCGCCGGCGUUGGCACUCAGGCUGGGAAGGGCACCGAUGGCAUGCGGUCGGGCGGAGGGAAGCGGACGGACGACUUUGGUGAGACCUUCAACGCGGAGGGGGUGCUGGACCCAACCAAGUUGGAUCCCAUACAGGCUGCCAUGUACGUGGCUCAGAUGUACGACAAGAAGCAACACCCACAGGAGAAAGAGGAGGAGCUCUCCUCUGACAGCCAAGGGAGCGAGAGCUCCGGAAGCGAGGACGCCCCGCCGGACUCCCCCCAAGAGGGGAAGGGCCGAGCGAAUGUGGCUAAGACCCUCUAUCCCCCGGGCCUCUACGAGAAGAUGCAGAAGUUCUACUCCUUGCAUGACCCAACGAAACUCUCGACGAUCGCGCGGGGCAACUCGCCCGUCGAUGAAGAGGCUCUGGACGCCGAACUGAAGAGCAAGUUCGGCGUGGGCUUGGACUCCAUCCAGUGA